CGACGUGCCCACGCCCCCCCCCCCCACCAGCACCCUCACCGCGGCUUCCUCCCCGACCACAACUAUGUGACCGAAGCUGAUAUCAUCUCCACCGUAGAGUUCAACCACACUGGAGAGCUGCUGGCCACCGGCGACAAGGGUGGCAGAGUGGUCAUCUUCCAGAGAGAACCUGAAGGCAAGACGGAGCCGUUCUCGCAGGGCGAGUACAACGUGUACAGCACCUUCCAGAGCCACGAGCCCGAGUUCGACUACCUGAAGAGCCUGGAGAUCGAGGAGAAGAUCAACAAGAUCCGCUGGCUGCCCCAGCAGAACGCCGCCCACUUCCUCCUCUCCACCAAUGACAAGACCAUCAAACUGUGGAAGGUGAGCGAGAGGGAUAAACGGCCAGAGGGAUACAACCUGAAGGAUGAGGAGGGUCGGAUCAAGGACGUCUCCACCGUCACCUCCCUGCAGGUGCCCGUGCUGAUGCCCAUGGACCUGAUGGUCGAGGUGAGCCCGCGGAGGGUGUUUGCCAACGCCCACACCUACCACGUCAACUCCAUCUCCGUCAACUCCGACUGCGAGACGUACCUGUCGGCGGACGACCUGCGCAUCAACCUGUGGCACCUGGGCAUCACCGACCGCAGCUUCAACAUCGUGGACAUCAAGCCGGCCAACAUGGAGGACCUGACGGAGGUCAUCACGGCGGCCGAGUUCCACCCGUUCCACUGCAACCUGUUUGUGUACAGCAGCAGCAAGGGGACGCUGAGGCUGUGUGACAUGAGGGAGCAGGCCCUGUGCGACAGGCACUCCAAGCUUUUCGAGGAGCCUGAGGACCCCAGUGCCCGCUCCUUCUUCUCAGAGAUCAUCUCCUCCGUGUCCGACGUCAAGUUCAGCCACAGCGGGCGCUACCUGCUCACCCGCGACUACCUGACCGCCAAGGUCUGGGACCUCAACAUGGAGAACAAGCCCCUGGAGACAUACCAGGUUCACGAUUACCUCCGCAGUAAAUUGUGCUCCCUCUACGAGAACGACUGCAUCUUCGACAAGUUUGAGUGUGCAUGGAACGGCUCCGACAGCGUAAUCAUGACGGGGGCCUACAACAACUUCUUUCGCAUGUUCGACCGCAACACGAAGCGCGACGUGACGCUGGAGGCGUCGCGCGAGAGCAGCAAGCCGCGCGCCGUGUUGAAGCCGCGGCGGGUCUGCGCGGCCGGCAGCAAGCGGCGCAAGGACGACAUCAGCGUGGACAGCCUGGACUUCAGCAAGAAGAUCCUGCAUACGGCAUGGCAUCCCGCCGAGAACAUCAUCGCCAUCGCCGCCACCAACAACCUGUACAUCUUCCAGGACAAACUCAACUCCGAGAUGCACUAGCCAGUGGCAGGACGGACACGGCGGCGUGCGCUGCGUGUACCUGGCGUGUACUGUGUGUGCACAUGUGUGUGUGUGUGUGUGUGUGUGUGCGCAUGUGUGCGUGACACUAGGGAUGUGGGGGCGUAAAAAGACAAACGUGCCAGCAUGAAGGGAUACUAACGCUGGGCACACCCAUGCAUACACACACACACACACACACACACACACACACACACACACACACACACACACACACACACACACACACAGACACACACACACACACACACACACACACACACACACACACACACACACACACACACACACACACACACACACACACACAUACAUAAACACACACACACAUUUGUAUGUGUGUUCUUGUACACACCUACCUGAUCCGGAUCCAUACACACCCUGUCACCACUCUGGGCCCCGGGAGUCCAGGAGCCUUCCAUGGUGACGACAAAUACCCCUCAAACACACACACACACACACACACACACACACACACACACACACACACACACACACACACACACACACACACACACACACACACACACACACACACACACACACACACACACACAGGACCCUCUCCAGGGACCAACCAUGGGGACUAUGCUGGAUUACAGAAUGCAUCUUAACCAUCCCUCAAACCAACACCCUGGACCCUCUCCUGAUUGGACGAUGAUACCUUGUGUAGGAGGGGCUCCAGAUCGGGGCUGCAGGAUCCUGAAGGCAGGAAGUAUUCGGGAACAGACGGAAAGUGGGUUUAGUGUCGCUGUUCUUAGUUCACAUCCCUCCGCCCUACUUUUGUAAGCAGCCACGCCCUGCUUCCUGGGGGGAACCUCUCUCAACCAAACCCCCUCAUGGUGUUUGGUAACGUGCCUACGGUUUACUUUUUUUUUUCGGGGCGGCGGUGCCUCGUCGUUGUUAACCGGUGUUAGCCACGCGUCAGGCAUUUAUGCAACAUGCUGUGCAUUUGAUUUGAAAAUACUAAGCCGACUUGAUGAAAACAUGUUUUUUUUUGCAUAUUCCUGGUAAGAAAAAGUCAAUGAUGGAGAUCAUGAUGAUGGUGAUGCUGAUGGUGAGAACUGUUGCCAUGGCAACCGGGGAUUCCAGACUCCAUACUCCCCAUCCCCGUAUCGGCCGGGAGCGCCCUAACCCUCUGACCCCCCCACCCUCUCCUGGGGGGGGGGGGGGGGGGCUGUUCAGGGGGUCAUGGAACGGGGCUCCAAAUGUAUUCCGUGUGUCAAGGAGCGGAGGCAGUAGACCCUUACAGGGACAGGGGCCCGGGUGUCUGUCCCCCCCCCCCCCCCCCCCCCCCCACUGCUGUCUACUCCACGAGCUCACAUUACAGUAGCUUCUCGUCCAGCCUGAUCAGGAGCCCUCCUCAUUGUUAUUUUCCGUUGGAUGGUUGGAUUCUGCUGCCAGUGAAUCGGGAGUGUGGGAGGGGGGGGGGGGGGGGGAGGCUUUGAAGGAGCAAAGAUAAAUGUAUAAAAAUAAACGAAAAACUGAAAAAAAAGGAAAUAAAUUAUUCUAAACUGUUCGAGAGCAAAAAAACAAUGCUGCAUGUCCAACUGAACUUAGGCUAGGUGUGUAUAGGUCAAACCACUGACAUGGCUGCCUUUGUGACCCUUUAGUCUCAGCUGUAUAAACGCUUCGGAGGGACCGGUGACCACAGAUGAGCGAGCUCUCCUACUCUAUUCUUUGUGUCUCAGGAGAAUGAAGCAUGUUUACGUGUUCGGAUCACCCACACAUGUACCUUUUGAAUGAAGCCGCCCAAUAAUCUGUUUUUGACACGUUGAAGCUGAGAAUCAUGGAUAUGGGGAAUGUUUUCUUUUUGAUUUGUCUGAUUAAUAUUGUAUUCUCAAAAACAAAACAAAAAAACGACUUUCAAGGGCCUGUAUAUAUUGAUUAUUCUAUUUUUUCUGGGGGGAUUAGGUUUGGAGAUUUUUUCUGUUUCUUUAACUUAUCUUCACAAGUUGAUGACCAGAGACAAGGACCUGUUGUGAUCGCCUGCAGGAGAGCCGAAUGCAGAGAUAGUGCUUUGGUCUCUACAGCCUUCUUCAUGGAUUUAUUUGGCGGAUAUGCAGAAUCUGUUGCUCUUUUUUUUUUUUUAACACAGUUUAUUCUUUUAUUUCUACUAUUUUUUAAACAUGUACUGGUCCAAUUUCAUGCACUGACUGAACUAAUGUUUGAUUAUUCACAUAUUUUUGUGUUCAUGUAUUUUGAUGAAAGAAUUGUCAAAUGGACAGUUAUAAAUAAUGUUUCUUUUUUCUUGAAUAAAUAUUUCAACGAAAUUGCAUCCGAA
This is a messenger RNA of Gadus macrocephalus (Pacific cod), 3655 nucleotides long. Its product is annotated as serine/threonine-protein phosphatase 2A 55 kDa regulatory subunit B gamma isoform. The annotation marks the transcript as partial. Gene Ontology annotation, cellular component: protein phosphatase type 2A complex; cytosol. Gene Ontology annotation, molecular function: protein phosphatase regulator activity; protein binding. Gene Ontology annotation, biological process: peptidyl-serine dephosphorylation. Lineage: Eukaryota; Metazoa; Chordata; Actinopteri; Gadiformes; Gadidae. The record is from RefSeq and is a predicted model, not a curated record. The transcript has 9 exons.